CAACGUUACGCAUGUGCUCCUCGUUCAUUUCCUUUUGGGACGCUCGCUGGACCUGUCCUCACCUACUUCGCCGUUCCAGUAGCCGUUGCACACCGUUUUCGUGCAAAUAUUUCGCUCCAUCAUCGGAAAUUAAGCUCACAGUUUGAGGAAUAUUCGCGGAAUGUUCGAGCGGCCUCGUAAUUCGCUGAAUUACAAGUCACGUGAAAAUGGCUGAAUCGACAGACCCUAAUGGUGAGUACGUCGACCACGUGGCGAAGCAUCUCACCGAGGAGGAGACAGAGAAAAUGCGGAAACAGAAUUCGCGUUUGGUCACCGAAUUUCGAGCCGAUCAAUUUGAGAAAUACGCCAAGAAGCAUUGGGACCUGUUCUACAAGAGAAACGAAACGAGAUUCUUCAAGGACAGACACUGGACCACCAGAGAAUUCAGCGAGCUUCUGGGCUUAGGGUCGUUGGAGGAUCCGAAGGUCAUUCUCGAGAUUGGCUGCGGCGUUGGCAAUUUCGUGUAUCCCUUGAUCGAAGACGGACUGAAGUUUAAACAAAUAUUUGCCUGCGAUUUGUCUCCCAGAGCGGUGGAAUUCAUGAAGGCGCACGCAUUGUACGAUUCAGACAAGAUGAAGAUCUUCGAGGCCGAUGUUACCACAGAGGAUUGUUUCGCAGACGUGAACCUCCCUGUGAAUGCGGCGACUUUAAUAUUCGUUUUGUCAGCCAUUCAUCCCGAGAAAUUUCGGAGAGUUAUUGAGAAUGUGUAUAGAGUUCUUGAUGAUAAAGGAGUUGUACUCUUGAGGGAUUAUGGUCGAUAUGAUAUGGCUCAGUUGAGGUUCAAGCCAGGACAGAAGAUCAGUGAAAAUUUUUAUGUAAGACACGACGGAACUAGGAGUUACUAUUUCACGAUAGAGGAAGUAGUGGAUUUGUUUGAAUCAAUUGGUUUCAAAACUUUAACAUGUGAUUAUGUGAAGAGGCGUACUGUAAAUGUGAAAGAAAAUAUAGAUGUGGAAAGGAUUUUCGUGCAAGGGAAAUUUGAGAAGUCUCGAUGACUUUAAGCAACGCAGACAACGUAUUGAAUUCGAAGUACAAUGGACAACGAAUUCGUGCAAUGCUGCUAACUGAGUUCAAGGAAACACAAACUGAAACUAAACAAUGGAAAAAAAAUGAGACGCCUGAAUAUUUUGGUUGUAGUCAUGCCCUAGAAGUAUACAGGCACUUUCUUUAAAUAUACUAGUAAGUAUCAUAUAAACAAAAUGUUACGUCUUUAUUGUUUCAUAUUUCAAUGAUGUAUAACUUUAGUUUGAUAUUCAAUGAUAUGGACUUUUUAUAUAUUCGUCACUACCUCUGAGAAAAAUAUAUAAUCUAUAAGAA
Molecule: messenger RNA, 1356 nt
Organism: Megalopta genalis
Lineage: Eukaryota; Metazoa; Arthropoda; Insecta; Hymenoptera; Halictidae
Source: RefSeq, a predicted model, not a curated record